GAAAAAAAGUACAAUUUUGUCGGUCUAUGAAAAUGAUAAAGAAAAUAAAACAAUUUUUUGAUUAAGUGGUGAAAAUAUAUUAAAUUAUAACAAAGACGUGCAAGCAAGUAAAAUGUUCUCCAUUUGUAAGCAAUCGCAUCCAGCAACAGCAGUUGAAUUUGCUAUAACAUGCCGAUUCUUCAACAAUGUUGAAGAAAAUGUGGUGGUAGCCGGUGCCAAUAUUUUAAAAAUCUAUAGAAUUUAUCCAAAUAUCGAUGGAACUCAGCGACAACAAAAGAUUAAUCCAAAUGACUUAAGAGCGCCUUCAAAGAUGCGUUUGGAGUGUUUAGCAUCGUACACUCUAUAUGGAAAUGUAAUGUCUUUGCAAAGUGUAACUUUGACGGGAUCAAUGAGGGAUGCCCUUUUAAUAAGUUUUAAGGAAGCCAAAUUAUCAGUUGUUCAGCAUGACCCAGACACAUUUGCGCUGAAAACAUUAUCGUUGCAUUUCUUUGAAGAAGAUGAUAUCAGAGAUGGCUGGACCGGUCGCUACUAUAUUCCUAUGGUUCGUGUUGAUCCGGACGCGCGUUGUGCUGUCAUGUUGGUAUACGGUAAACGCUUAGUUGUUUUACCGUUUCGUAAAGAAAACGGUAUAGAUGAAAUUGAGAUGGCUGAUGUCAAGCCGAUUAAAAAGGUGCCCACAGCUAUAGUGGCGCGUACUCCAAUUUUGGCUUCCUAUCUAAUUGCUCUACGUGAUCUUGAUGAGAAAAUCGACAAUGUUUUAGAUUUGCAAUUCUUGCACGGCUACUAUGAACCUACUUUACUCAUAUUGUACGAACCUGUGCGUACGUUUCCCGGCCGUGUGGCAGUCCGAGCGGACACUUGUGUAUUGGUUGCUAUUUCAUUAAAUAUUCAACAACGUGUCCAUCCUAUUAUUUGGACCGUUACGGGAUUACCAUUUGAUUGCUUGCAAGUAUUUCCCAUACAGAAGCCAAUAGGCGGCUGUUUAGUUACAACCGUAAAUGCUAUAAUAUAUCUGAAUCAGAGUGUUCCUCCGUAUGGUGUGUCUCUGAACAGUUCGGCCGAUCACAGCACUACCUUUCCCCUGAAACCACAAGACGGUGUUCGCAUAAGUCUUGAUGCUGCUAAUAUUACAUUUAUUGACGUCGAUAAGUUAGUUGUGUCGCUACGCAGUGGGGAACUAUAUGUUGUUACCUUGUGCGUCGAUUCGAUGCGAACAGUGCGUAACUUUCACUUCCACAAGGCCGCAGCAAGUGUACUUACAAGCUGUAUGUGUGUGUUUCAAAGUGAAUACUUGUUUCUCGGAUCACGUUUGGGCAAUUCCCUAUUACUUCACUUCACAGAAGAAGAUCAAAGCACUGUAAUAACUCUAGAUGAAGUUGAAAUGUCUGAUGCUAAUAAUACAGUUAAUGAGGAGUCGCGCAAAGGUCGUCGCAUUGAAGACGAGGAGCUUGAGGUGUAUGGGUUAGGAACUAAGACCUCCGUACAGCUUCGAAAAUAUAUUUUUGAAGUUUGUGAUAGUUUACUAAAUGUCGGCCCAAUUAAUUUUAUGUGUGCUGGCGAACGGGUUGAAUUCGAAGAAGGUGGCACAACUUUGCGGCCUCAAGCCAACCAAUUGCGUGAUUUAAAAAUAGAUGUGGUUGCAUCCAGUGGUCACAGUAAGAAUGGCUCACUUUGUGUUUUCGUAAACUGUAUUAAUCCACAAGUAAUAACAUCGUUCGAGUUGGAGGGCUGCCUUGACGUUUGGACACUGUAUGACGAUGUCAGUAAGAAGGUAUCUCGCCACGACCAUCACGAUUUCAUGAUAUUAUCGCAACGGACAUCGACAUUGGUUUUGCAAACUGGCGAAGAGAUUAAUGAAAUCGAAAAUACUGGUUUCAGUUGCAAUCAACCAACAAUUUUUGUUGGAAACUUGGGACAAAAUCGAUUUAUCGUUCAGGUCACGACUCGUUCAGUUCGAUUGUUACAGGGAAAGCGGCUAAUACAAAAUGUGCCGAUCGAUGAAGGAGCACCCGUAGUACAGGUUUCAUUAGCAGAUCCUUAUGUUUGCUUAAGAGUGCUUCAUGGCAAAGUAAUAACACUAGCUCUUCGGGAAACGAAAGGAUCACCUCGUUUGGCUAUUAACAAGAACACAAUCAGCAGUGUACCAGCUGUAAUAUCUCUGGCUGCAUACAAAGACUUGUCUGGUUUGUUCACUACAAAGACGGAUGAGGUCUUAAAUCUAACCGGCAGUGGUGGAAAUUCACUGUACAGCGGCUUGGGCUAUAUGAAAGCAGAACCUAAUAUGAAAAUCGAAGAUGAAGAAGACUUAUUGUACGGUGAAUCGGGAAAUGCCUUUAAAAUGAACAGUAUGGCUGACUUGGCAAAACAGUCGAGGCAAAAGAAUUCAGAUUGGUGGAGGCGAUUGUUGGUGCAGGUGAAACCGUCUUACUGGUUGAUAGUUGCAAGAGAGAGCGGUACUCUCGAGAUUUACUCCAUGCCAGAUAUGAAGUUAAUGUAUUUGGUCAACGACGUGGGCAACGGGGAUACAGUUCUUACCGAUUCAAUGGAAUUUGUGCCAGCAACGCUAAAUCAACAAGACAACAAACAAGGCAUUCUAUUGAAUUGUAUGCCACAGCAUGUGAACUCUCCUCCUGUGCUGGAGUUAGCAAUGGUUGGACUAGGAAAUAAUGGUAGUAGGCCGUUACUUAUGAUACGCACCCGUCUAGAAUUACUAAUAUACCAAGCAUAUCGUUACGGCAAAGGUCAUAUGAAGGUUCGUUUUCGAAAAUUACAAAGUCUCAAUUUGUUCGAUGAGGAUUCGAAAUCUAUGGAUGUUGAUGAAGAUUACACAGAUUCGUUGGAUUCGUAUAAUUUGCAAAAUCGCUACAUAAGUAGACUUCGUUAUUUUUCAAAUAUAGCUGGUUUAAAUGGAGUUGUGGUGUGUGGCCCCAAUCCAUGCAUUAUAUUCUUAACUGGCAAAGGCGAAAUGAGAGUUCAUAAAAUAUUUGGAAACGGAUCUUUACGCAGUUUUGCGCCAUUCAACAAUGUGAAUUGCCCACAAGGAUUUCUGUGUUUCGAUACAACUUUCGAUCUAAAAAUCUGUGUGCUACCAACCUACCUCACAUAUGACUCUCCAUGGCCCGUACGAAAAGUUCCACUUCGGUGCACACCACGACAAAUUGUAUAUCAUAGAGAAAACCGAGUCUAUUGCCUCGUCACUCAAACGGAGGAAGCCAGUAAUAAAUAUUUCCGCUUCAAUGGCGAAGACAAGGAGCUGACGGAGGAGAAUAAGGGUGAGCGGUUCAUCUAUCCCAAUGCUUCGAAAUUCAGCAUUGUUCUUAUGAGUCCCGAAACAUGGGAAAUUGUUCCCGAUGCAGCUAUUGAGUUUGAAAGCUGGGAACAUGUAACGGCAUUUCAGAUAGUUAAGCUUGCUUACGAAGGUACGCGUUCCGGCCUCAAGGAAUAUCUGUGCAUUGGCACAAACUUCAACUACAGCGAGGACAUAACGUCUCGCGGAAACAUACACAUCUACGACAUAAUCGAGGUAGUGCCCGAACCUGGUAAACCCUUGACAAAGUUCAAACUCAAAGAAGUAUUUAAAAAGGAACAGAAAGGACCCGUAUCGGCGAUAGCAGACGUUCUGGGUUUUCUGGUAACAGCGCUGGGUCAGAAAAUCUACCUGUGGCAAUUAAAAGACGACGAUUUAAUUGGAGUGGCUUUUAUUGAUACCAAUAUUUACGUACAUGAAAUCAUUUCCAUCAAAUCGCUAAUUCUUAUUGCUGAUGUCUACAAAUCUGUCAGUUUACUUCGCUUCCAGGAAGAGUUCCGCACGUUGUCAUUGGCAUCGAGAGACUUUAACCCGUUAGAAGUUUACGGAGUAGAGUUCAUGGUGGACAAUUCUAAUCUCGGUUUCCUUGUUACGGACGCUGAAAAGAAUCUUAUCGUCUACAUGUAUCAACCUGAGGUUCGAGAGUCUAUAGGUGGACAAAAGCUGUUGCGCAAAGGCGAUUUUCAUCUGGGACAGGCGGUGAACACCAUGUUUAGAGUACAGUGUCAUCAAAGAGGCAUCAAUCAUCGCUAUCCAUUUAUGUAUGAAAACAAGCAUAUGGUCGUUUAUGGGACUCUGGAUGGAGCGAUUGGCUAUUGCUUACCACUACCCGAGAAAGUAUAUCGUCGAUUCCUCAUGUUGCAAAAUGUUUUGCUGUCGUACCAGGAGCAUCUGUGUGGCUUGAAUCCAAAAGAAUUUCGCACAAUCAAAAUGUCAAAGAAACUUUCUCUCAACCCGAGUCGCUGCAUUAUCGAUGGCGACUUAAUAUGGUCAUUCGCCAAUAUGACUGUUGCGGAACGUAAUGAAGUAUCUAAGAAAAUUGGAACCAAAACUGAAGAUAUCUUAAGCGACCUACUAGAAAUUGAAAGACUAACUGCGGUGUUUUAAAAUAAAAUUUUAUAAAAACAAAAUAAACUCAUUGGCUGGCGCCAAUAAAAAUUAUAAAA
Molecule: messenger RNA, 4473 nt
Organism: Calliphora vicina (urban bluebottle blowfly)
Lineage: Eukaryota; Metazoa; Arthropoda; Insecta; Diptera; Calliphoridae
Gene: CPSF1
Product: cleavage and polyadenylation specificity factor subunit 1
Exons: 1
Coding region: 113-4414 (1433 amino acids)
Cellular component (GO): mRNA cleavage and polyadenylation specificity factor complex; nucleus
Molecular function (GO): protein binding; nucleic acid binding
Source: RefSeq, a predicted model, not a curated record